Messenger RNA from Linum trigynum, 1975 nucleotides. The record is from the annotation of a GenBank genome assembly. NCBI's taxonomy places the organism in Eukaryota, Viridiplantae, Streptophyta, Magnoliopsida, Malpighiales, Linaceae.
UGCUCCGGUGUCUCUUUCUCCGCCACUCCGCUUUUCUCCUCCGCCACUCCGCCUUUCUUCUUCCCCAUAUCUCCCACCCCCGCCGCCACUGCCAUGGCUCUAUCCACCGCGACCAACCCGACCGUCGCCGCAACCACUCCUUCAUCCGCCUCUCCCAUUACCAGCCUCUUCUCCUCCCGCCUCACCCCUACAAUUUAUCGCCGCCGUUUCCGCCAGAACUCCACCGUCGUCUCGGUCUCCACCUCCUCCAAUUGCAGCGCCGUCGCGCCCGGAUGGUCCGUCGAGAGCUGGAGAUCCAAACCGGCCGUCCAGAUCCCGGACUACCCCAACAACGAGGAGCUCGAUUCGGUUCUCCAGACCCUCAGCUCGUUCCCGCCAAUUGUGUUCGCCGGGGAGGCACGGAAGCUCGAGGAAGGUCUCGCUAGCGCCGCCGUUGGAAAGGCGUUCCUCUUGCAAGGUGGGGACUGUGCGGAGAGCUUCAAUGAUUAUAAUGCCAACAUCAUUAGGGAUACUUUCCGUGUUAUUCUCCAGAUGGGCAUCGUUCUCACUUUUGGCGCUCAAAUGCCCAUCAUCAAGGUUGGGAGAAUGGCUGGGCAGUUUGCUAAACCUAGGUCGGAUUCAUUUGAGACCAAGGAUGGGGUGAAGCUGCCAAGUUACAGAGGAGAUAACAUCAAUGGCGAUGCCUUUGAUGAAAAAUCUAGAGUUCCUGAUCCGCAAAGGCUUAUCAGAGCUUACCUUCAGUCCGUUGGCACUUUGAAUCUGCUCAGAGCUUUUGCCACCGGUGGAUAUGCUGCUAUGCAGAGAGUUUCACAAUGGAAUCUCGACUUUGUGCAGCACAGUGAGCAAGGAGACAGGUACAUGGAACUAGCUAGUAGGGUGGAUGAUGCAAUCGGGUUCAUGACUGCAGCUGGCCUUACCAUUGAUCACCCAAUCAUGAACACAACCGAGUUUUGGACAUCGCAUGAGUGCCUUCAUCUGCCGUACGAGCAGGCCAUGACAAGGGAAGACUCGACGACGGGUCUCUUCUAUGACUGCUCUGCUCACAUGCUCUGGGUAGGGGAGAGGACUAGACAGUUGGGUGGAGCUCAUGUCGAGUUUCUCCGGGGUGUCUCAAACCCUCUUGGCAUUAAGGUUAGCGAUAAGAUGGAUCCACAGGAGCUUGUGAAACUGUGUGAAAUUCUUAAUCCUCACAAUAAACCUGGAAGGCUGACGAUUAUCACCAGAAUGGGAGCAGACAACAUGCGAAUCAAACUACCCCAUCUAAUCAGAGCCGUCAGGAAUGCUGGUUUGAUCGUCACCUGGGUCAGUGAUCCCAUGCAUGGAAACACAAUCAAGGCACCCUGUGGGCUAAAAACUCGAGCUUUCGAUGCUAUCAGGGCCGAGUUGAGGGCGUUCUUCGACGUACAUGACCAGGAAGGCAGCUACCCAGGUGGAGUCCACCUGGAGAUGACAGGGCAGAACGUGACGGAGUGCGUUGGAGGGUCGAAGACCAUCACAUUCGAUGACCUGAACUCGCGUUAUCAUACUCACUGUGACCCCAGGCUCAACGCAUCACAGUCACUAGAGCUGGCAUUUGCCAUAGCAGAGAGGUUGAGGAAGAAGAGGUUGAGAUCUGGGAAAAGCAUCACAGGCGGAAGCAAUGGUGUAACCAUAUAAGGAUGGUGCUGAUGCCUAGUUAGCUUCCAGCUAAUAUCAGGUUUCCAGGAUCGGCUUGUUGAAGUUUCUAUGCAUCUGUAUGUGUCGAAGUAUCUGUUUUGCUUCGUUAUCAGUUUUGCCGUUUCCUCAGUGUUUGUGAAACUAUAUUGAAGAUCCGGUGACGGUGUGAGUGCAAUGGUUUAAGAGAAGUGUAGCUAUGGUUCUGUACUUCUGUACCUGUUUUUGAUUUGUUUUGUUCUUUUAAUUAAGUUCUGAUUGACCGACUGAAAAAGCAAAGUACUUCCACUUUCAAUAACCAAAAUGAAGUAAAUUUCACAUA